Lottia gigantea (owl limpet) is the source of this 354-nucleotide messenger RNA. RefSeq lists its product as hypothetical. The record is from RefSeq and is a predicted model, not a curated record. The coding region runs from base 1 to 354 and encodes 117 amino acids. The transcript is spliced from 3 exons. NCBI's taxonomy places the organism in Eukaryota, Metazoa, Mollusca, Gastropoda, Lottiidae.
AUGAAGGCCAGAACUGUUUUAGCUGAUAAUCAGGAUAAUCUUGAACCAUCAACACUACACAGAAUUUACAGUGUAAUGUUUUUCAUAUUUUAUAGCUCCAAAAGAGAAUUUUAUGCUACUAUGGUCAAGAAUAUGGUAAACAAAUUCCCACUUGACAAUGAAUUGCUAAAUGGCAUUUCAAUUGUACACCCUGGAAAUAGAGAAGCCUCUUCAUUUGAAAAUGUGGCCAAGAUUAAUAAGAGAUUCAAUAUUGUGCAAAAUGUUGAUCAGCUACAAGAGGAAUUGGUAAAUCUUCAACUGACAGACAAUGAAGAUAUUCCACAUUUUGAACUUGAUAAAUUAGAUCAAUUUUAG